Messenger RNA from Hydractinia symbiolongicarpus, 1560 nucleotides. Its product is annotated as delta-type opioid receptor-like. The transcript has a single exon. The record is from RefSeq and is a predicted model, not a curated record. NCBI's taxonomy places the organism in Eukaryota, Metazoa, Cnidaria, Hydrozoa, Anthoathecata, Hydractiniidae. Gene Ontology annotation, cellular component: membrane. Gene Ontology annotation, molecular function: G protein-coupled receptor activity. Gene Ontology annotation, biological process: G protein-coupled receptor signaling pathway. Bases 47 to 1192 code for a protein of 381 amino acids.
AUAUUUUUUUUAUUUAGGUAGAUAUAUAAAAGUCAUCAUUCUCAACAUGCACAAUGACACCGCCGUUAGAGUUAGCACUAUGCCACCACCAUCAUCUGCGCCACACAUCGCAGAAUGGUUUAAAGUACUCAUCUUCAUCGCGUUGACAUUUACCUUUUUUGUCGGCACAGUCGGCAACAUACUAGUGGUUCAUAUCAUACGAAAACGUAAACAAAAACGCAGUAUACAUCUAUUGACUUUAAAUUUAGCUGCAUCCGAUUUAAUUGUUUUAUUGAUUUAUCUUCCAAUGCAGAUGUACACAAUCCAUACAGAAUUGGAAUGGCAUUUUGGAAAAUCAUUAUGCCGAGUUUCGUAUUCAGUGAAUUCAUGCUCAGUGAAUGCUUCCAUCGGUACGUUAGUCGCUAUAACUCGGGAUCGAUACGUUGCAGUUAUGGAUCCUAUAGUCGCUCAUAAACGUGCGACAACUUUUAUUAAAUAUUGGAUUAUCAUAAUAUGGUCGUUUUCGGUUAUUAUAACUGUACCAUUAACAGCCGUCGUAGACGCUAAAGUUCAUCACACAAUGAUGAUUUGUACGGAGUAUUGGCCAAAUCCUAACUAUGAAAAUAUAUAUUGGAUAUCAGUGUUUGUGCUGCAGUUCGUUCUACCUCUCAUUUUUAUUGCAGCGUCUUACGCUAUCAUUUUAGUUCAAUUGCAAAAAGCCCAAACCCCAAAUGAACUUGUAUGUUUGAAUAACAACAAUGAAGACCGUAAUUUUGCUUCCAGUCGUCGGAUAACGAAACGAAAGAAGCAACAAAGCAGAAGAUUAAAAAUGUCUGUCGUUCUCGUUGUCGCUUAUGCGAUAUGUGUCCUUCCACAACACUCGGUAUUCUUCGCUACAACAUAUGGAAAUCUCGGUACAAAAUCGUACGGAAUUUUAAUUUUUAUCACGUCAAAUUUUCUUAUGCUGCUUAAUAGUGCACUCAAUCCAGUCAUUUAUGGGACAUUAAAUGACGAAAUGAAGAGGGGAUUCUUAAAAAUGUUAUGCUGUGAGAAAUACAGUUUACUCGAAUCCUUUCGGAGUAGUUUUCAAAGAUUGAGGCUACGAAAACGAACGACAACGACCGAAAGUAACACGACAAAUACAAGUUUAUCACCAAGAAAAACAUCGGUUCAAUUCGAUAUAACGCCAGUAACAAGAAUUGAUAAUUUAUAAACAUAUCUAGUACGCAUGCUCAGUACGCUUAGCAAAAUUGUGAAAAAAACGCGUAAGAAGUUAUAAUUCAUGUUUUCGUUGUAAAUACACAGAGGUAUUUCAUUUCUUACUUUCAAGUCGGAUUUUCUGGAAUAUACUAGCGAAACAUUAUUGACACAAAACAAAACAGAGGCGUAUUUGCUCAAGUGUUAGAAUUUGUUAAGUUUCUGAUGAUCGUAAGGACACCAUACAAAUCGUUUUUUUUUAAAUUGGAAAAAUGAAUGUUUAUGACAUCAGUCAUGGAAGAAACAUUAUAUUAUUUCGUGUAAGAUGGAAUAACCGACAUCCAAAAAUUUCUGUUUACUCGAAUACAAUUAAAAAUUAUCAGA